Molecule: messenger RNA, 876 nt
Organism: Nelumbo nucifera (sacred lotus)
Lineage: Eukaryota; Viridiplantae; Streptophyta; Magnoliopsida; Proteales; Nelumbonaceae
Product: ubiquitin-conjugating enzyme E2 28-like
Source: RefSeq, a predicted model, not a curated record
UAUAAAAGCAGGAGAACGGAUACAGCAGACAGCAGAGUUCAGAACAAAGCACCGAGUAACAGAAAAAAGGAUAGAACCCUAGCGUGCGCUAUAAUUCUCUCCACUUAGUGUCAAUUUCUUUCUUUGAGCUUCUUAUAUCAUCGAUGGCUUCAAAACGGAUUCAAAAGGAGCUGAAGGAUCUGCAAAAAGAUCCUCCCACCUCUUGCAGUGCUGGUCCUGUGGCAGAAAACAUGUUCCACUGGCAGGCAACAAUCAUGGGUCCAUCAGACAGUCCUUUUGCUGGUGGUGUUUUUCUAGUAACCAUUCAUUUUCCACCAGAUUACCCGUUCAAGCCGCCAAAGGUUUCUUUCCGCACCAAAGUUUUCCAUCCCAACAUCAACAGUAAUGGGAGUAUCUGCCUUGACAUUCUGAAAGAGCAAUGGAGCCCUGCCCUUACAAUAUCCAAAGUGCUGCUGUCAAUUUGCUCUCUGCUAACAGAUCCAAACCCAGACGAUCCUCUCGUUCCUGAGAUCGCACACAUGUACAAGACUGAUAGAGCAAAGUAUGAGGCAACUGCCCGUUCCUGGACCCAGAAAUAUGCCAUGGGAUAGGAGCUUUGGAUUCUGCAUAUAUAUAUAUAAUAUGGUGGUCUAUCCCACUAUUAAAUAAGUAAACGAAAACGAUAGUCUAUAAAGGUUAGAGCAUAUGUGAAUCAACUUGUGUUCUUGGAAUCUGGUAAUCAUUCUAUGUUACUGGAUCCUAAGUAGGUUUUACUUACUCUGCUUUUCUUUAUGUGGGUAAAGAUCCACAAAGCUUUACAUGUCAUAGUAUAGCUUGUUGCAGCUUUAAGGUUACUUACAUUCUAUCAAAAUAAGUAGCAUACUGCUAUUAUACCCA